Molecule: messenger RNA, 3435 nt
Organism: Triplophysa dalaica
Lineage: Eukaryota; Metazoa; Chordata; Actinopteri; Cypriniformes; Nemacheilidae
Gene: ptk6a
Product: PTK6 protein tyrosine kinase 6a
Exons: 8
Coding region: 63-1643 (526 amino acids)
Biological process (GO): protein phosphorylation; cell differentiation; innate immune response
Cellular component (GO): extrinsic component of cytoplasmic side of plasma membrane
Molecular function (GO): non-membrane spanning protein tyrosine kinase activity; ATP binding; signaling receptor binding
Source: RefSeq, a predicted model, not a curated record
UCCACCCUGUUCUGGCACUGUUUCCUUUCAAUGUAUGUUUGUCACUCAUUCGUCUAAAUGAAAUGUACGGGAACGGGUGCUGUUUGUGCCUAAAUUUGCAGGCGCUGUGUGACAUAUUCAAUCGGAAGGCUGAUAAAGAAAAUAUCACAGAACCGCAAAAGAAUGACAAACCCCCGACGGAUAACGACUAUGAGUCCAUUGAGGCAACUCAGGAGUGCUACGACGAGGAAGAGAUCUACAAGGCCAUAUGGCCCUUCCAGGCUCGAGCGGAGGAGGAACUGUCCUUCCAGGAGGGAGAGAUGUUCCACAUCUGCGAGCGCUCGGGUGCUUGGUGGAAAGUCGUUAAACUCAACGAAGACGGAACCGUGAAAGCCGAAGGAUACGUUCCUCACAACUACCUGGCGAGAAGUGAGACGGUGAAAGAGCAACCCUGGUAUUUUGGGACGCUGAACCGCUUUGAGACCCAGAAUUUGCUUUUGGCUCCAGGUAAUGGAAUAGGUGCUUUCCUGGUGAGACACAGUGAGAAAGACAAAAUAGGAUGUGUAUUAUCUGUGGUUGUCAGUGACAGGGAAGUGAAACACAUUAGGGUUCAUAAAAAUGAUGAAGGGAAUUUCUAUUUGGAUCAAAGUCGAAUGUUUCCGAGCGUGGAGAAGCUGGUGGACCACUACAGCAAGCAUUCAGUGGAUCAUGCCUUCCAUCUGAAAGAGCCCUGCAUAAAGCCUGAGCCAGAACCACAAGAUCUUUCCCACGAAACGGUAGAUGACUGGGAAUUACCAAAGGACGAGUUUACUCUGGAAGAGCAGCUUGGUAAAGGAUUCUUUGCUGAUGUUUACCGUGGAAAUUGGAAAGGCAUUGUCAAUGUGGCCAUUAAGAUCCUGAAGAAAAAUGAGUGCAUGACUCAGAAGGAAUUCCGAAUGGAGACUGAAAUCUUAAAAAAACUCAGGCACAGACAUCUGAUCACACUGUUCGCUGUUUGUACAAGCUCCGCCCCUUUCUACAUCAUAACGGAGCUUAUGGAAAAAGGCAACCUGCUCAAUUUUCUAAGAGAACAGGAAGGGAGAGACCUUGAGCCCCAGACACUGACAGAAAUGGCGAGUCAGGUGGCUGAUGGGAUGGCGUUCCUUGAGGAACAAAACAGUAUCCACAGAGACCUGGCAGCCCGAAAUGUUUUAGUGGGUCAGAACUACAUUUGUAAAGUGGCUGACUUUGGGUUAGCACGAAUCAUCAAGGAGCCGAUUUACACAUCCGAGGAUAAGAAAAUACCAUAUAAAUGGUGUGCACCUGAAACUAUCAGCCAUGGAAGAUUCUCCAACAAAUCUGAUGUCUGGUCGUUUGGAAUCCUUCUUUAUGAAAUGUUCUCAUAUGGUGGCAUUCCAUAUCCAGGUUACACAAACUGCCAGGUAUUUAAUCUGAUCGGCUCGGGGUACAGAAUGCCUGCACCUGAUAAGUGCCCCUCACACAUUUACGACAUAAUGCUGAUGUGUUGGAAGAUUUCAGCAGAUGAAAGGCCAGAUUUCAGUUAUGUGAAAGACCUUCUCAUGAACAACUGCACAGGACACUUAAAAUGGACAUGCAAUGACAUGUCAGAUCCAGCGGGGGACAGUAGUUAUACAGAGGAUUGCAAUUCUAUUGAAAUGUGCUGAGGAUAGUUUACACUUCUGCAUUUGGUUUAUCCAAAGCAGCUCAAGGAGUUUUGUUUCAGGUACAUUUUAUGUGUUCGUUCGGAGUGAAUUGAGCUCGGUAGAUCCAAGUUGUCGACACUUUAUUUUACAGUAUCAAGAUGUUUAUUUUGUUGUAUGCUUAUUUUCAAAUGUUUUGUAAUAUUAUAUGCAUUUACUUUGAUAAAUCCAAAGCACAAAUUAAAACAGAUGAUAGCAGUCAAUGCUUAUAAAAGUAAAUUUUUAUCACUAUCACAAUGUUUCUUGAACUUCCAGAUAGGAAUACAGUUACAUUUCUCAACGAAUAAGAUGUAAAUGCUUUGUUUUACUUUAAAGAUGUAUGUUCAGUUCAAAAUUGGUGACUAGUCACUUGUUGCAGAUACAUUUUUCAUUUGGCUCAGCUGAGGUUUCAUAAAUGUAUUACUUGUGACAACAGUCUUGUCAAUAAGCUUUGUAAAAUGGACAAAAGGUAAACUGCCCAGUUGAAAAAUGUGGAUGUGCUAGAAACAUUUUGAGGAAGAAAGGGCUGAAACUAUUCUACAAUGUUAACAUAAACCAAAUCAUGAGAUCUAUUCUUCAUAUUUGAAGAGAUUAUUUGCAAAAGCAGAAAAAUCUGUUUUUAAAAAAGUUCAAAAAUCAAGUUGGGUUGUUUUGAUUAAGUAAUCAUAACUUAAAGAAUACAGCCGACUAACACAAUCAAAAACAUGAUAAGAAUAAAAGAUAAACUAAAAAGAAACAAAAAUUAUUAAGGUGAUCCUCACAAAUCAUAAUAAUAACUACUCUGUAUUCCGCUCUGUAAUAUAUUAGAGAAGUAAAACAUUAUUCCUGAACAUAGUGUGUCAGGGCAUGGUGUUUUUAUCACCAGGGCAGUAGGUUUUACAAUCUCUUGCUUCAGUAGUUCUUGCAAUCUUGUAACAUGUCGUCCUUCCAACUUGGCCUUCCAACACACAUCUUCACAUAUAUACCCACUACCAUUGCAAGAAAUCAAUAUGACUUGCACAUCCCAUACACAGCGUCCAUGAUGUGGGUGUGUGGUGAGCAGAAAUAGAGUCAAGAACACUCUGGACUUGCUAGGCCAGAUCUCAUUGGAAAAUAUACAAGUUGUCCAUGAUGGGUGAACCAUCAUGGUCUCUUCUGCAAGUUGAUUGGCUGGAAUUACAUCCCAGCAGGAAUUUUGGCUUCUCUUGUCCUCUGCAAACUGACACCGGAUGAUUCAAACCAAAGAAGAGCCAAAUGUGAUUUGCUAUUAUGGGCUAGACCUCAUCCCGCUCUUGUGUGUGACCUCUUUCUGUUUCUUUGCUUUUAAAUAACGCAUGUGCUUUUAUUAAUUUAUCUGGACUCGUUUUAAAGUAAGGUGCCAUUAGUUUAUGCAUUAGUUGAUGAUGAACUUAUAUGUUUUUAUAGUCAUUAUUUAUCUUUGUUAAUGUUAGUUAAUGCAAACAGAAUUGUUUUUAUAUUAUUUCUAAUUGAAGAGUUUAUUUGCAAAAAUGGAGAACUGUUUUUAGAAAGUUUCAAAAAUCAUGUUUUUAUUGUGUAAGUUUGCUGUAUUAUUACUUAGUCAAAACAACCCAGCUGCAUUUUGAUUGAUUCUUGAAAUGCACAAUAAAAAACAUGAUCUUUGAAAAUUCUGUUGUUUCAAAUUAACUAUUCAGUUAGACUGACCUUACCUGAUCCCAUAUUUUAACAUGUUUAUUCAGUGUACAAUUUGAAAUUGAAUUGGUCGAUGUGAAUGUAAAGGUUUUCAAACCUAAAGUCUCAAUCACUGCUGGUGAACAUC